GCACCAAAGCCAACAUUGAACGAUGCUAUUGUCGCGACGGACGGCAGAGUUUCUGCGGUUGAGGUUAAGAUAAAGAAACUUGAUGGAGAAUUGGCAAAAUAUAAAGAUCAAAUGAAAAAAAUGAGAGAGGGACCGGGAAAAAAUGCAGUUAAAAACAAAGCUCUGAGAGUUUUGAAGCAAAAAAAAAUGUAUGAGAGUCAACGCGACCAACUUCAACAACAAUCCUUCAAUAUGGAACAGGCAAGUUUUACGACCGAGAAUUUGCGAAAUGUGGCUACAACCGUUGAUGCAAUGCAAUUAGCAAAUAAAGAAAUGCAAAAACAAUAUAAGAAAAUUGACAUAAACAAAAUAGAGAGUGUUCAAGACGAUAUGGAAGAUUUGAUGGAACAAGCUAAUGAAAUACAAGAAACGCUCGGUAGAACAUAUGGACUUCCUGAGGAUAUUGAUGAAGAAGAAUUGGAAGCAGAAUUGGAGGCACUGGAUGAUGAAUUAAAUUUCGAAGAGGAAGAGGAGCCGUCAUAUUUACAGGAGACGCCAGAAUUACUAAAUUCGGGAGUGGAGUUUGAUGGAGUUAAUCCUUUGACAACACAAGAACCUGGUUUGUCAGAAAGACCAGUGAAAAAU
Messenger RNA from Racocetra persica, 624 nucleotides. Lineage: Eukaryota; Fungi; Glomeromycota; Glomeromycetes; Diversisporales; Gigasporaceae. The record is from the annotation of a GenBank genome assembly.